Messenger RNA from Centropristis striata (black sea bass), 2014 nucleotides. It is a transcript of the gene vdac3, whose product is annotated as voltage-dependent anion channel 3. Gene Ontology annotation, biological process: monoatomic anion transmembrane transport. The coding region runs from base 68 to 1039 and encodes 323 amino acids. Gene Ontology annotation, molecular function: voltage-gated monoatomic anion channel activity. NCBI's taxonomy places the organism in Eukaryota, Metazoa, Chordata, Actinopteri, Perciformes, Serranidae. The record is from RefSeq and is a predicted model, not a curated record. The transcript is spliced from 9 exons. Gene Ontology annotation, cellular component: mitochondrial outer membrane.
AACAGUGGCAGAGUACUUGCCAAAGUUUUCUAUUGUCCCUUCUUGCAUUUCCCUCCGCUGAAGAGACAUGGCAGAGAAAGGAGCGGGGAGUGAGGUGCAGCAGGACAAGACAGGAAAAGGCAAGCAGGCAGAGAACAAAGGCCCCUGUAUGACAUGCCAUCACCAUGCACCCAAGGGACACGGCACAAUGGCCGUCCCUCCUGCAUACUCAGACUUGGGGAAAUCUGCCAAAGACAUCUUCAACAAGGGCUUUGGAUAUGGCGUUCUGAAGCUGGACGUUAAGACCAAGUCCCAGAGUGGUGUUGAGUUUGCCACCUCCGGCUCCAACAACACUGACACAGGGAAGUCAGGAGGCCACCUGGAGACCAAGUACAAAGUGAAUGAGUUGGGCCUCAACUUCAACCAGAAAUGGAACACAGACAAUACUCUCACCACAGAAAUCACCAUGGAGGACCAGCUGGCUAAGGGCCUGAAGCUCGGUCUGGACACGUCAUUUGUGCCAAACACUGGAAAGAAGAGUGCCAAACUGAAGUCCGCCUACAAACGUGACUUUGUAAAUGUUGGCUGCGACCUGGACUUCGACAUGGCCGGUCCCACUGUCCAUGCAGCUGCUGUGCUGGGCUUCGAGGGCUGGCUGGCAGGCUACCAGUUGGCUUUUGACACGGCCAAAUCUAAACUGUCCCAGAACAACUUCGCCCUCGGAUACAAGGCCGGUGACUUCCAGCUUCACACCAACGUUAAUGACGGCACAGAGUUUGGUGGCUCCAUUUACCAAAAGGUCGACAGCAACUUGGAGACGGCGGUGCACCUGGCCUGGACAGCUGGCAGCAACAACACACGCUUUGGAAUUGGAGCCAAAUACCAGCUGGAUAAGGACGCCUCUCUGUCUACCAAAGUUAACAACGCCUGCCUCGUUGGAGUUGGAUACACACAAACCCUCAGGCCAGGAGUGAAACUCACCCUCUCAGCUCUGAUUGACGGGAAGAACAUGAACGGCGGUGGACACAAAGUCGGCAUGGGCUUUGAGCUGGAGGCGUAAAGACAGACAAGAAGAUAGGAAAGCAACACGGGAGAAAAAUAAAGAGCCCCAAUGUGAAAACACAGGAAAGGUCCACUCAGCGACAUGUAAACACAUCUUCCCUCUGAGUCCUACACACACACGUACACAAACAGAUACACACAUCCGUUGGCCUUAUCCUUGAAACCCUGAGCAGCCUCAAAACCUCCAGUACUGUAGUUUUAAAAGAAUCAAGCAUUAUUUUGAGUUAAGAUUUUACAUUAUUUUCAACUCCCACAACCAACCUUCAAGCUUAUAUUAUCCGAAUACACCAAAAGAACAGACUUUUCAGCAGGCAAUUCAUGCAAAACCCCCUUUCUCUAAACAAUGUGCUGCUUAUGACCAGACAAAGUGCACUUUUAUUAGAGCAUUUGUGUCCAAAACAUAUCUGUUUUUCCUUUUUGAAAUAAGUUAUGAAGCACCUUCUUAUUUUGACUGUGCGGUCAGCUUGUUUUUGUUCAGAUGUACUCUUGGUUUUAGACAUUAAUAAGAUUAUUAGAGGAUGCUUGUUUUGGUAUAUUGUGGUUUUGUUGCAUGCUUUCAAGGCUAGAGGGAAGUUUUUGACUUGUCAUUGUCACAUUGACAAGUACAGGGACUGUAAACAGAUGCAAUAAAAGCUGAAGAGAAUUAAGCAGAAAAGACAAAGAGCGGCUGAACCUUUCUCAGAGUGAGUGCACCGACUUUAUUCCACCGUUUGACCUCAGUAACGCAGUUUUUAACUGUGAACCUUCAGUUGCCUAAACGUCUAUUUUUCAGGUCCUGUUUAGUCAAAGGGCCGACGGCAAUUUGAGACUCUGUGUCACCUCUUUGUCUUGUAUUGUUUUGUGUCCUGUACCUGUUCAACCUUUACCACUACAUUUCACUUUAUCUGUGCUGUGCUUUGUAUAGGAGUUAGUCAACAGUUAGGACCUCGAACUGAUUUUAUUGAAUUAAUGGAAUAAAGAAUGUUAAGCUCUA